AUGGGUGAAAUGGUCCCAUUCGUGGUAUUAACUAGGAAUUCUUCUGUAAAUGGAGCCUUCACGGAAGUUAGUGGCAGCUGUCGCACUCCCAUCUUCACGGAUAUUUUGAAACUAUCGAAAGUAUUCUUGCUUGAUCUUUCUAAUUCAGCCAUCACUGAUCCAAAGAAGGUCACUCUUACUCCAUAUGCAGGAAUCUCCUCAAUUUAUGAAGUAUAUCCUUCUAAUUCAACCACCACUGAUCCAAAGAAGCUCACGCUGACCUCAUAUCCAGGGAUCUCCUCAAUUUAUGAAGUACGUAUACAUCCAUAUCCUUCUAUUUCAAGCACCACUGAUCCAAAGAAGCUCACGCUGACUCCAUGUCCAGGGGUCUCAAUUUAUGAAGUAUAUCCUUCUAAUUCAACCACCACUGAUCCAAAGAAGCUCACACUGACUUCAUGUCCAGGGGUCUCAAUUUAUGAAGUAUGUAUACAUUCAUAUCCUUCUAAUUCAGCCAUCACUGAUCCAAAGAAGGUCACGCUUACUCCAUAUCCAGGGAUCUCCUCAAUUUAUACAAAUCCUUCUAAUUCAGCCAUCACUGAUCCAAAGGUCACGCUUACUCCAUAUCCAGGGAUCUCCUCAAUUUAUACAAAUCCUUCUAAUUCAGCCAUCACUGAUCCAAAGGUCACGCUUACUCCAUAUCCAGGGAUCUCCUCAAUUUAUACAAGUAUGUAUACAUCCGUCGUCGUCGUCGUCUUUUUUAUCUUUUCAGAUCCUUCUAAUUCAGCCAUCACUGAUUCAAAGGUCACGCUUACUCCAUAUCCAGGGAUCUCCUCAAUUUAUACAAAUCUUUCUAAUUCAGCCAUCACUGAUCCAAAUGAGGUCAAGCUUACUCCAUAUCCAGGGAUCUCAAUUUAUGAAGUAUAUCCUUCUAAUUCAGCCAUCACUGAUCCAAAGAAGCUCAUGCUGACUCCAUAUCCAGGGAUCUCCUCAAUUUAUGAAGUACGUAUACAUCCAUAUCCUUCUAAUUCAGCCAUCUCUGAUCCAAAGAAGAUCACGCUUACUCCAUAUCCAGGGAUCUCCUCAAUUUAUGAAGUACGUAGACAUCCAUAUCCUUCUAAUUCAGCCAUCUCUGAUCCAAAGAAGAUCACGCUUACUCCAUAUCCAGGGAUCUCCUCAAUUUAUGAAGUACAACCUUCUAAUUCAAUCACCACUAAUCCAAAGAAGCUCACGCUGACUCCAUAUCCAGGGAUCUCCUCAAUUUAUACAAAUCCUUCUAAUUCAGCCAUCACUGAACCAAAGAAGUUCACACUGACUCCAUAUCCAAGAAUCUCCUCAAUUCAUGAAAUCCUUCUAAUUCAGCCUGCACCACUGAAUCACCUGCCCUCUUCGACUCAACCAUCCUUAUCGACUCUAAUACCUAACACACUGUAA
Molecule: messenger RNA, 1410 nt
Organism: Ctenocephalides felis (cat flea)
Lineage: Eukaryota; Metazoa; Arthropoda; Insecta; Siphonaptera; Pulicidae
Product: cell wall protein DAN4-like
Exons: 16
Coding region: 1-1410 (469 amino acids)
Source: RefSeq, a predicted model, not a curated record